Clonostachys rhizophaga is the source of this 1506-nucleotide messenger RNA. The record is from the annotation of a GenBank genome assembly. Lineage: Eukaryota; Fungi; Ascomycota; Sordariomycetes; Hypocreales; Bionectriaceae.
AUGGCCGAAAUAUCGAAGAAGCCAUCUGUACAGGCAGAGGCCGACAAUGAUAUCAACACCACUCCCGACGACACACGGUCCACUGUCCUGGCCGGCAUCUUCAAGCAUGUGUCCAAGGUCAUUCCGUAUUUCAACGACCCUCGACAUGUCCUUCUGUUCAAGCUCGACUGCCUCCUCCUGGCAUGGUCCUUUCUGGCCGGCAUCAUGAAGGAAAUGGAUCAAUCCGCCACCACCCAGGCCUACGUCUCCGGAAUGAGGGAGUCAUUAAACUUGUACGGCAAUGAGUUGGUCGAGUUCACAACCUUCUUCUCCAUCGGCUAUGCUAUCGGUCUUGUCAGGCCGUCUUGGUUUCUCCCCAGCUGUGAAAUCACAUGGGGUCUCUUUGUCACCUUUACAUGUCUGGCCAAGAAUGCAAGGACCAUAUACGUUCUUCGUUUCUUUUUAGGCCUCUUCUCCGCCGUCUUCUGGCCCAGCAUGGUGUCUCUCAUCUUCAAUUGGUACACGCCUUCUGAGCUCGCGAUCCGCUUGGCCUUCUUCAAUAUCACCGACGUAGCUGGCUCCAUGUUCCUCGGUGCGCUGCAGGCCGCCCUGUACCGUGAUAUGAACGGCGUCCAUGGACUCGCAGGCUGGCAGUGGCUCUUCAUCAUCUCGGGCGCCAUCACCAUCGGGCUGGGUCUUAUCGGCUUCUACAUCAUCCCAGAUACCCCAGCCUACACCCGCGCCCAUUGGCUGACCGAAGAGGAGAGAAGGUUAUCGCGCGAGCGCAUGGACAGUUUCGGAUCCGAGACCUCGAAGCUAAUCCCCGUGGCUGUUCUGAAGCGCAAGCUGCUCAAGCUGAUCGUCCACCCAGUGACAUACUUCUUCCUAUUCGCCUUCGCCCUGGACGCGUGGUCACAUCGCGCCAACUCAUACUUUGUGCUCUACCUCGAAAGUCUCAAGGACGACGCGGGCGAUCGUCUGUACAGCACGUACCAGGUCAACAUCCUCCCCCUGGGCGGAUAUGCCCUCCAGAUCCUGAGCAACCUGGUAUUCAACGGCAUCUCCGACUGGAAGCGGUGGCGGUGGCAGAUCAGCGUCGGCUCGACGGCCGCCUACGGCACCAUCCUCAUCGUGCUGUGCGCCUGGCCGUCGAAUCCCAAGGUCACGCUUGGAUUCUACUUCUUGACGUACGCCACUAGCUUCGGAGGCCCGUCGCUAAUGGCGUGGAUGGCAGAGCUGAUGCGGAAAGAGCCCGAGGCCCGCGCCAUCAUCGUGGCACUCACGGUAACAAUCGUCUACACGGGCCAUGCCACCAUCCCUCUGAGGGCAUUCAGGGUCGCUGACUCGCCGAGAUACCCGAUCGGGUUCCCGCUAUGCACGGCGUUUGCAUUUGCGUCCAUCUUCGCACAGCUCGGGAUGUUGUGGUGGGGGAGGCGCAAUCCCCAGCUGGCCGAGCAUGGGUAUGAUGGCGAGGCAGAUGUUGUGACAGUGGUAGAUGAGGAGAACAAGGGGAAAUUAAACGAAUGA